Messenger RNA from Wallemia ichthyophaga EXF-994, 870 nucleotides. RefSeq names its product Ubiquitin-conjugating enzyme E2 6. The coding region runs from base 1 to 870 and encodes 289 amino acids. The record is from RefSeq and is a predicted model, not a curated record. The transcript has 3 exons. Lineage: Eukaryota; Fungi; Basidiomycota; Wallemiomycetes; Wallemiales; Wallemiaceae.
AUGGUCGAGAGUGAAGGAAUACACAGGCUGCUCGAAUGCAAGCCAGUUAAGGGAAUCCUUGUGUUAGAUAGAGGAGAUGGCCGUAUAAUUGAAAUACACGGGAAUAUCUUUGAUGGCGAUCAGGGCAAGAAGUAUGCAAAGGCGUGUAGAAAUAUUAUUUGGUCGAUCACAGACAAUCUCAGGGAGGUGGAGGAGACUGAGGCCACUCCUGCAGCUAGAAAACGUCUAAUGAAGGAGAAUAUCGCGAUGGAGGACCAGCCACCUCCAUUUGGUUUCGCUAGGCCCGAUGAGAGGGACAUACUCAAGUGGCAUUAUGUUCUGCGUGGUCCGCCAGAUAGUGAUUAUACUGGAGGAGAGUAUCAUGGCACCCUCUCGUUCCCCGCGCAAUACCCAUUCAAACCGCCUGAAAUUAAAAUGAUUACGCCUUCAGGGAGGUUUCAAGUAAAUACCAGCAUCUGCACCACCUUCUCUUCGUUCCAUCCCGCCUCUUGGAAUCCAGCAUGGAGUGUUGCGAGUAUUCUGACCGGUUUACUUUCUUUCUUUCUAGACGAUGAGAUUGGCACUGGGGGGAUUCAUUCGACGCGUUCAGAGAGGCUGCUGAUGGCGUCCAAGUCGAGAAGCGUAAACAGGCAAAACAAGCAAUUCGCAGAGGUGUUUUCUGAUCUAAUUGAGCCACACGCCAGUCCAUCUCUCGAUGAGAUAUUAGACAAGGCUGCUCCUCAUCCGCUCGUGCCGCCUUCGCCGUCCCCGGCGCACCCAACACUCACCCACCACUCACCAUCGAAUCCACAACGCAGUCUCUGGGAUAAAUGGCGCUGGGCCCUCCUUCUGCUCUUAGCCGUCGUAAUAUCUAGAAUAUCCCAUCAUUAG